Molecule: messenger RNA, 1641 nt
Organism: Naegleria gruberi
Lineage: Eukaryota; Heterolobosea; Eutetramitea; Acrasida; Naegleriidae
Exons: 2
Coding region: 1-1641 (546 amino acids)
Biological process (GO): SCF-dependent proteasomal ubiquitin-dependent protein catabolic process
Cellular component (GO): SCF ubiquitin ligase complex
Source: RefSeq, a predicted model, not a curated record
AUGUCUUCUCAUCCUCAAUCAGAAUCUUCAUCAACAAGGAUUGAAGAAGAACAUUGUGACAAUUUAAAGAUGGAGGAGUUGGAUGUCGCUGUUUUAAAAAAGGUUAAUUCAGUUGAGGAAGUUGUAGGGUGGAAACAAAUCUCAUCGGAGGAUGUAAUCUUGAGAAGAAUUCUCAGUUUUUGUAGUUUCCAAGAACAAUCAUCAAUGGAACUUGUCAACAAACAAUGGAGGAAGUGUGUCAAUGUUGAGGGGUUUGUAUUGGAAAAUAAUAAGAAGAAUAUUGAAAAAUUCGAUUCGGAAUUAUUUCCAAAACUCUUAGCAAGACAUGGCUCAAACCUGAAAUCGUUCAAAGUCACAGCUUCUUACUGGGAACAAAAGAAUACAAAAUUGAUAACACCCCAAAUACUUGUGCAGCUGUCUAAAUAUUGCCCAGAUCUUGAGGAGCUUCAUAUUCCAAUGUGUCACAAUCUUACAGAAUCUGAUAUCAAUCCAUUGAGAGGACUGACCAAGUUGAACAAACUUGAGAAAUUGGAUUUGAGUGGAUGUAACCUCACUGAUGAUCAUUUGAAGAGUCUGACUGGUCUGAGAAAUAUCAGGGAACUAAACUUGAGCAUAAAUCGAUAUGUGUCAGACUUGGGAAUCAAGUAUCUUUUCCAAGCUUCUGAUAGUCUUAUUGGAAGUAAGAUUGAAGCUUUGGAUUUGAGUUUUACUUCAGUCUCUGACAAUUCUCUUCUCUGCCUUAGAUCUUUGACCAACCUUAAACAAUUGCACUUGAUGCAGUCCUCCAUUUCUCCGAAAUGUCUUUCCCAACUUUUAACCUCCGAGGGUGGCCCAACAAUUGAGAAAUUGAAUCUCCUCAAUUGCACCAACAUUACCUCCUUGAACUUUUUAAAAAAUUAUUGUAAAUUACGAGCACUUAUGGUUUCCUUUUCUCAAAAGGACCAAAGAUCAAUCAAUGAUGAUAUUGACUUUAUUGAAAAACAAACUUCCCUGAAAGAAUUAGUUCUAGUUGAGGUAAAUUUACUAAACUCUCCACUAUUGGAAGCUAUUUCAAAACUGUCACAACUUGAUACACUCAGUUUGAGAUGUAAGAGAAUUGAACUCAAGAGCAAGCAACUUCCAGACCUCCUUUCCAAAUUGACAAACCUCAAAAAACUUGAUAUUUUAUGCGAACAAGUGGAUCCUAUUGAAGAAGGAAUUUUGGAUAUCAUUUCUCGUAUUCCUGAAUUAGAAGCUGUUUCAGUACAGUGCCACAGAAGGGCAAAGGCCAUUAACUUGUUAGAUGAAAUUUUAGGCAAGCUAUCUCUCUCAAAAAUGGGCCACGCCCUUAAACACUUCUCAGUUCAAGUUCCUGGAUAUACUCUUGGCGAGUCUGGUUUCAGAUUCCUCUCCAAAUGUUCAAAUCUCGAAGCAUUGGAUGCUCCAAUAGGCGAUAAUAUUAGAGUUUCUGCAGAGACUCGUUUCAACAAUCUUAAAUCACUUCAAAUUCAACAAGUUACGCCUUCCAAAGCAAUCUCUCAGUCAACAUUCGAUUCUCUUAUCAAAAGUACCAAUGGAAAGCUAGAAAAAUUAUCUUGCCAUCAGUUCCCAACAAUUGCAAGACUUGGAGCUAGAUCUCGAGAUUAUGAAUGGCAAGGAUAA